Molecule: messenger RNA, 1065 nt
Organism: Sardina pilchardus (European sardine)
Lineage: Eukaryota; Metazoa; Chordata; Actinopteri; Clupeiformes; Clupeidae
Gene: rps19bp1
Product: ribosomal protein S19 binding protein 1
Exons: 4
Coding region: 123-596 (157 amino acids)
Cellular component (GO): nucleolus
Molecular function (GO): enzyme binding
Source: RefSeq, a predicted model, not a curated record
GCGGAAGUUGGUAUCACAUGUGUGUACACUGAUGAAUCUACCCAGAUAGUUAACGCUUUUUCAUCUGACACACAUGAUCUAACUGGGUUUAAUCGUAAAAUAGGAUUUAAACGUUAUACACAAUGUCAGCGUCAAUGGUACGGAGAGGACUGGAGCUACUAAGCGGAGAUAUAAAAGAUGUGCACAGCGGGCCAAAACACAAGAAGCGCAAAGCAGGCGCAUCUGCGAGGGACCUGAUCAGCUCGAACAGACAGGGGGUCAGCAAGCAGCUGCGCAGGCUACAGGGCCAGCAUGGGGCAGCCAAGAGCAAGACCACCGUGAAGGACAAGCACGUCAAGUCUGCCAUCGAUGAGUACAGGAAGAAACAGGCAAAAAGCCACCUUAGCGCCAACCUGCAGUACUUUCUUGGAUCAAGCUGUUCAACAAAACAGAGCGCAACCCAGAAGAUCGUCAAUCAGAAUUCUGGUCGACAGUCAAGGCAUUGGCCAGACCGGCCAGUUGUCAAACCAAAACAAGAGAAAUCAAUCUUCUCAGAGGAGGAAUUCCAGCAAUUCCAGAAGGAAUACUUUGGCAAAAUUGUGGAGGGUGGAAACUGAGAAGAGGCUCUGGAAGCUCAUGAACUUCCGAUGUGAUGCGUGCGUGUGUGUGUCUCAGAGGACUGCUCAGACCUGGGAAUUGUGUAUUGACAGGAAUGGGGCUGUCAAGUCGUGGAGCCAUACUACUCAAAGAAUAAUGGCGAUAUUUGUUGAGUUGGUGGCUUUCCUGAAAAUGGGAAUGUUAUUUUCCAGUCACUGAUGGACUAAGGACCGACUGGAAGAUGAUGUUGCCAUAGAAACACUGUGGAAACAAGCAGUGAAUUCACCAGUGGCACAGAUAUUGGCUAAAGCACGCCAUGCACUAGUAUGAGUUCGCUGAUCAUUAUGUAUCCUGUUGAAGCUUUUUUAAAGGUUUUUUUUUUUCAUUUCUCUCAUGGCUGUCUACUCUUCUGUAUCUCAAACAUGUUUUCCCCACAUGGCUGUAUUUCUAUUAUAGUAAUGGAAUUAAAAAUGCCACAUUGACUCCUUA